This is a messenger RNA of Pelagomonas calceolata, 3715 nucleotides long. NCBI's taxonomy places the organism in Eukaryota, Pelagophyceae, Pelagomonadales, Pelagomonadaceae. The record is from the annotation of a GenBank genome assembly.
GGCGUCUGGUAGAUAUGUAUAUGGUACUCUGUCUUUUUAUCGUCGAUGAAGUGUGGGCACGUUGCACAAGGUAGUUACAGUUGCUUCUUCUUGGGUUCUUGCGUCUUGAGCGUGGGGAAAGGGAAUCUUGACGGGCUCGGCCGGUCUACAACGGCGAGCCGCCGACGGGGCACGGCUGAGGCACGUUCGCAUGCGCGUCGAACAUGACGAAGCCGCCGUCGGCGAUCUGCACGAAGAUGUCGUCGCCGCCGGCGGUGUGGGGCACCAUUUUCUCGAUGCGACUUUUCACUACUCUGAGCCUGAGAGGUCCGUAGGAGGCCCUGACGUCUCUACGCGUCCGCUGGCACGAGGUAGCUGAGAGUAUCGGCGAAGUUUAGGUAGGCCUUAGGAUCACUUGACGCAGAACAUACCGUACCUAGAGGGAACGGCAAUAUAACGGACGCGGCAAUAUAAGGGACGGCCCGGUUAGGCAAUAUAGGACUACUCUGGGGGACUCAGAUGUAUGGGAGAUGGCUCCUGGCUGUCCGGCCGCCUUCGCUUCUCCGCGCUGCUGUGUGUGCUGCCUGUGUACAACAAACAACGAACCAUACUCUUUAGUACGCGAGGAUGUUUGCAUAGCGGCACCUGCUAGCAGACAAAGAGCUGCAUGUCCGCCCCUGCUCCGAGCCGGCGUUCGGCAGCUCUCGCCUUAGAGCAGUUGACUGCGGAGAUACGAUCCGAGCUAUAUCUUCUCUUGGAUGAUGUGGGUGGUCAAAUAUGCCUGGUCCUGGAUCGCGGCAUCGGCGGACAGCUGGAUCACGUCGUGCCUGGCGGUGCAGAGGCACUCCGGUCGCACGGCGUCCGUUUCGUGCGCUCACUGCGGCCAGAGCUCGACGCAGUGCGCGAACACCGAGUUGUGUAUCUCGUCCGUCCGACGGUUGCUGCGAUGAUGCUGAUUGCUGGCCACGUGAUGAACGAAAACAUGGCCGAGGUCACACCGCGACGGUUUCACGUCUUUAUGGUGCCGCGGACCACUGUCCUCUGCACACACGUGCUUGAGGAAGCGGGCGUUCUGCCGCACGUUCGCGUCGGCGCGUACCGCCUCGAUGCCAUUGCGCUCGACACCGACGUACUCUCGCUCGAACUCCCAGACAGCCUGCGCGAGGUCGCGGUCGAUGGCGACCCGACAGCACUCGAGUGUGUUACUCAAUUUCUGCUGCGUUUCGAACAGCUUUACGGGACACCGCGUGAAGUCCGGACGUUCGGCACAGCAGCGCGUGGCGUUGCUGAGCGCCUCGCGCGCGCUGACCUCCGGGCCGAGCGCGCGCGCUGCCGCGCGCGCAGCGGCGGUGAUGGGGUUGCUACCGCCGCGGGGCCGCGCGACUUCGGCGGCGUGCUGCCACAGUGCAACCUUAGCGACGCGGCUGAUGCGCGCGCGCGCCGCGACGUUGACACGUUGGUGAUUAUUGACCGACUUGCCGACCUCGUCACGCCCAUGGUGACGCCUCUCACCUACGAGGGGCUCGUCGACGAGGUGAUGGGUGGCAUCCACCACGGCUGUGCGCGCCUACCCCGCGCUGUUGUCGCGGAUGAUGCCGAUGAGACAGCUUCCGCCGCCGCUGCAGACGCCGACGGCGACCGCGUCGCCUACGCGCUCAACUCACGCGAUGCGCUCUACGCCGAGGUCCGCGACCUCAACAUCGAAGAACUCGGCGCUCGUCUGGGCGAUCGCGCCAAGGCGAUACGCGCAGCGUGCGACACAGCGUAGAUGUCCAAGUUCGGAGAUUAUCCCCGAUUUUUGUGGCUUCAGCGAGAUGCCCUGACCCUUAGUCCCAAUCGUGUCGAGAGGAUUCCCUUAGAGGCCGGUUUCGUACAGGUAUGACGCAUUCCGCGCCCGCCGCGACGCGUCCAUCACAGAGAUCCACGACUUCGUGAAGCGCAUCCCGGGCCUAGCGGCGGCGUACCGGAGCCUCCAGACGCACAUCCGCCUCGCGGAGUGCGUCGCACGCGCGACAGAUGCACGCGCCUUCCGCGCACGAUGGCAUGCCGAGCGGACUUUCCUCGAGGGCGAGCCCGCGUUCGACGUAAUCGAUGACCUCCUCGCGACGCGAGAGCCGCCAUUCUCGCUCCUUCGCCUCGCGUGUCUUGCGUCGCUCACGACGGGCGGCCUUCGCGCCGCGCGGCACGACGCGCUCCGCCGUGGCGUACUGCAGACGUAUGGCUUCGAGCUCCUCGGCACGCUCCACCACCUGGAACGCGUCGGCCUGCUCGCACGUGCUCGCGACGCGACGGCGGCAGGCCUCGUCCUCGGUGGUGGCGGCGCCCGCACGCCCUUUGCCGCACUUCGGCGCGCGCUGCGCCUUGUGGUCGCCGACGUUAAUCCACGCCAGCCGAGCGACGCCGCAUACGCGACACCCCGGCGUGAGGCGCUAGCUGUCUUCACUCAAGUUGCAUUCAAUUCGUAGUCGGCGCCCCGUGCCGGGCUCCCUGCACUGCGCGCCUAUACCUAAGCGGACCCCGGAUGGGAUAUUGCACUGCCCAGACUGAGGGGGACAGGCGGAAUUGUCACCGACAGAUCGCAUUUGCACAGGUUUCCUCGGGCUAUGCGCCGAUCUCAGUCCGCCUCGUCGAAGCGAUCGCCGCGCCGGAUGACGCCGCACUCGCUACGGCGCUCCCGCAAGUUCCCGGCCUCCCGCAUCUUGCAUAUGCACCCCGUGCGUUCUCGCGCGAGGAACUUGGAUGCGCGUUCGACGACGCCGGGGCGGGCGUGCUCGCCGCCGGCGCGCUGCACCGUGUUUCACCCGGGUCACCAGCGAGCCCCGGUGCCAAGCCCGUUCUGGUUGUUGUUUUUGUUGGAGGAGUGACGUACGCCGAGAUUGCAGCGCUGCGCCUGCUUUCGCGCCGGCCCGACUUUCCAUUCACCGUGCUAGUUGCUGCCACCGCCGUGAUUAACGGCGCCGGGCUCCUCCAAACUCUCGUGAUGGAAAUGGAAAAUAGCCUGCAGAAAACCCAUGCUACAGCCUAGCCUAGCAAUCGUCCAUUUGAAUGAAGGAAGUUAGUUUUAAUUUAUUAAUUAAGCGGGACCUGAGAAAAGGAACAAGCUCCUAAAGCGCCUUCAUCCUGCUUGGGGUAGGAUGCCCAAUCGAGCUUCAACUCGGACACGGCGAUAAGGUCACGGUCACGUAACUUGAACCGUCAAUGAACGAUAGAUGAUGACAGACACAGACGUAGCAUUUUUUACACCUUUCGAUAUUUUAGAGGUCGAUUAAGCCCCAUUUGCUGCGCUCACAGGACAACCGACCUCUGAUCUCCAAAAUGAUAUAAAAAACGACAAGUAGUAUAUUUAUAAACUUGGACGCUCUGAAUGUCACGGUGACGAAUAUAUUAAUAAUGCGCAACCUAUAUGCAUGAUCGCUAACCAGGUGAAGAUAAACCUUGGUUCGCACCAACAGUAUCUCAUCGGCGUCGCCAUGGCAAAACGACACCCAUGAGGAAACGACAAUCAAUGAAUCAUGAUGGCCUUCAAUUCAACUUGUGCCAGUGACACUCAAACCGCGCGCGGCCCGGGCCGGGUAGGGCGAAUUGAACCUAAGCGCUCGAGAACUCGUCACGCACUUUCACGGAGGCCUUUAAAGUAGGUUUUGGGGUCUCCUGGGCCGGUGGGCCCGCCGUCGCUGUCGCCCGCCCAUCGAGCUGGACCUUUAAAGGUCCAGCUCGUAUAAAACCUAACCCGCAC